GGCUGCAUCCUCAUCGAUUGACCCAGCAAGCCAGAUCGCCUGCAGAUCAGACCCCAGCCAGCGUCCCGCGAAAUGCCCCCCAAGAACGCAAAGGCCGCAGCCGCUUUGGAGAAGAAGGCCGCAGUCCAGGCCGAGAAGGACAAGAAGAAGGCCCAAGAGAAGGAGAAGGUUGAUGCCGCAGAGUGGUCCAAGGGCGCCAAGGACGGCAGCAAGAAGGACGAAGCAGAGCGCAAACGGCUGGAAGCCCUGGCCAAGAAAGCCGAGCGAGACGCUCUGCUGGAUGCCGAAGAGAAGCAGACAGGCGGUGGCAAAGUCAAGGGCGCCGACAAGAGAGCCGCUGCAAAGGAAGCAAAAAUCAACAACUUCCAGGCCGACAACAUGCUCGAUCUUGCAGAGUACAGCGCCAGCGGCAUCGACAAUGCCCUGGAUCUGCUGAGCCUGACGACCACCGAGGCCGGCACCAAUGCCAGCGGCUCGGAUCGCAUCGAGCGGCAUCCCGAGAAGAGAAUGAAGAGCGCCUGGGCUGUCUUUGAGGAACGAGAGAUGCCUCUGCUCAAGGCCGAGAACCCGACACUGCGUCUGUCGCAGUUGAAGCAGCAGCUCCAGAAGAAGUGGAAAAAGUCACCCGAUAACCCGAUGAACCAAGCCCACAUCUCCUUCGACGUCAAGGCCCAGGACGAGCGCGAGAUGAUUGCAGAGUCCAAGGACGAUCAGCUCGAGAGCUUCCGCAAAUAGAUGUGUUCCGGCAAUGUCUUUGCCACCCAUGGAUACUCGCUACCAUGGUGCGUCUCGUCAUGAUAUCGUCCAAUCGCUCUCCUGUCCCGUUCCCAUUGGUUGAAAUUGAAUGCAUCACUCUCGUCUGGAGCGGCAACAACCAUCGCCCUGUGCAUGCGACCGGCCCUUGAAACCCCCCCCCAAGAGCAGCAUCGGCUUGGCCGGCGUCGGAUGCGCGAGCCAGAUGCGCCAGAUUGUCACCGGGUCGUGUGAUUGCUCGAGGACAAGUAUUUACCGUUCAUAAAAGUCAAUAACCCUCAGC
This is a messenger RNA of Polychytrium aggregatum, 1036 nucleotides long. RefSeq lists its product as uncharacterized. The record is from RefSeq and is a predicted model, not a curated record. Lineage: Eukaryota; Fungi; Chytridiomycota; Chytridiomycetes; Polychytriales. Gene Ontology annotation, biological process: transcription by RNA polymerase II. Gene Ontology annotation, molecular function: transcription coactivator activity. Bases 73 to 735 code for a protein of 220 amino acids. Gene Ontology annotation, cellular component: nucleus. The transcript is spliced from 7 exons.